CAACAAAGCCCGCCGUUGAGAAAACUCCGCCGUCGGAUUCAGCCUCGGACCAGCGCGGCUUCCACACCCUAAGGGACAGGAGCCCUUCAAGAGGCCGCGCCGCACAGCAUCCCACUUCACAGUGAUCGCGAGAGGUCUCGGAGCAGAGAUUUUUGUACCUAUUCGCAACCUGCUUAAAUUUUGAGUUAGUUCAAGAUGGGUAAGGAGAAGGUCCACAUCAACAUCGUGGUCAUCGGCCACGUCGACUCCGGCAAGUCGACGACCACUGGGCACCUUAUCUACAAGUUGGGAGGUAUCGACAAGCGUGUGAUCGAGCGUUUCGAGAAGGAGGCGGCGGAGAUGAACAAGCGUUCGUUCAAGUACGCGUGGGUGCUGGACAAGCUGAAGGCAGAGCGCGAGCGUGGUAUCACGAUCGAUAUCGCGUUGUGGAAGUUCGAGACCGUGAAGUACUACUGCACUGUUAUCGACGCGCCCGGACAUCGCGAUUUCAUCAAGAACAUGAUCACGGGAACGUCGCAGGCGGACUGUGCCGUGCUGAUCAUCGACUCGACGACGGGAGGGUUCGAGGCCGGUAUCUCGAAGGAUGGGCAGACGCGUGAACACGCACUGCUGGCGUUCACUUUGGGAGUGAAGCAGAUGAUUUGCUGCUGCAACAAGAUGGACGCGACGACCCCGAAGUACAGCAAGGCCCGAUUUGAGGAGAUCAGCAAGGAGGUGUCGGCGUACCUGAAGAAGGUGGGGUACAACCCGGACAAGAUUCCGUUCGUGCCGAUCUCAGGGUUCGAGGGUGACAACAUGAUCGAGAGGUCGACGAACCUGGACUGGUACAAGGGUCCGACUCUGUUGGAGGCGUUGGACAACGUGUCGGAGCCGAAGAGGCCAUCUGACAAGCCUCUGAGGCUGCCGCUUCAGGACGUGUACAAGAUUGGAGGCAUUGGAACUGUGCCAGUGGGACGGGUGGAGACGGGAAUCAUCAGGCCGGGCAUGUUGGUGUGCUUCGCACCGACGGGACUGACGACUGAGGUGAAGUCUGUGGAGAUGCACCACGAGUCGAUGCCCGAGGCACACCCGGGUGACAACGUUGGGUUCAACGUGAAGAAUGUGGCGGUGAAGGACCUGAAGAGAGGGUACGUGGCCUCAGACUCGAAGAAUGACCCUGCAAAGGAGGCAGCAAACUUUACGGCGCAGGUUAUCAUCAUGAACCACCCGGGACAGAUCGGUAACGGUUAUGCGCCAGUGCUGGAUUGCCACACGUCGCACAUUGCGGUGAAGUUUGCGGAGAUCUUGACGAAGGUGGACAGGCGAUCGGGUAAGGAGCUGGAGAAGGAGCCGAAGUUUUUGAAGAACGGAGACGCAGGGUUCGUGAAGAUGAUUCCGACGAAGCCGAUGACGGUGGAGACGUUCGCGGAGUACCCACCAUUGGGACGGUUCGCGGUGCGGGACAUGAGGCAGACGGUGGCUGUGGGUGUCAUCAAGGCUGUGGAGAAGAAGGAGCCAACUGGUGCCAAGGUGACCAAGGCCGCCGCCAAGAAGAAGUAAAUCUCCUGGGAUUGAAGAGACUUUUUAUUCCUGAGUACUCGGACUUGAUAAUUUUUCGGAGUAUAUGCAGCGCAUUUCGCUGAUGCUUGUGGAGACUUAAUUUUCAUUCUUACCCGCCUGAAGAUAGUCAUGUAGUUCAUCUUGGUGUCAGGAUUAUUUUAGCGAGUUCAUGUCACGGAUACCUUUACUAUUUCCUGAGUUCUCCUUUAAUGCCCUCUGUCAUAUCCCGAAUACUUGACAUGUUUCCGUUCAAGUUCAUUCGUUGACCGUCUUGAUUCCAUGGUUGUUUUGAUAUGCUCGACAGAAUAUGUCAAUUCUGUUGUCGACGUUACAGUUUGUCUGUUGAUUGAGCCCCUCUAUGUUAUCAUUUUACAAUUACUGUGAAGUUUGACUGAAGAAAAUCCUUUUUUUUUU
Messenger RNA from Physcomitrium patens, 1953 nucleotides. Its product is annotated as elongation factor 1-alpha. Lineage: Eukaryota; Viridiplantae; Streptophyta; Bryopsida; Funariales; Funariaceae. Gene Ontology annotation, molecular function: GTP binding; translation elongation factor activity; GTPase activity. The record is from RefSeq and is a predicted model, not a curated record. Gene Ontology annotation, biological process: translational elongation.